Molecule: messenger RNA, 1398 nt
Organism: Triticum urartu
Lineage: Eukaryota; Viridiplantae; Streptophyta; Magnoliopsida; Poales; Poaceae
Source: RefSeq, a predicted model, not a curated record
AUGGACAGGAGGACAUUCCACAAAUUAUGUGAGAUGGUUAGAGUUACUGGUGGUCUAGAGGGCACAAGGAACACAUCGCUGGAAGAGAUAGUGGCUACAUUUCUCUACAUAAUAUCACACCAUCUAAAAAAUAGAACAAUCAAGAAGUUAUUUUAUCGAAGUGGUGAGACGAUAAGCAGAAAUUUCAAUAAAUGUUUGCUGGCUGUUUUGAAGCUGCACAACCUACUACUUAAGAAACCAGAGCCUAUACCUGAAGAUUGCACAGAUAAUAAUUGGAAGUAUUUCAAGAAUUGUUUGGGCGCAUUAGAUGGUACACACGUCAAGGUUACCGUCCCAGCUAAUCUAAGAGGGAGGUAUAGGUCAAGGCUGGCUGAUAUUGAUACAAAUGUUUUGGGUGGAUGUAUAAUAGCUAUAGAGCUAGAGGCCACUAAGCUCAAGUGUUGCACGUGGCAGGGGGAAAACAAAAGAAAGUGGACAACAAUGGAGGACGAUGAGCUAGUCAAUGCUCUCUAUGAUCUGUCAUUGGAUCCACGGUGGAAAGGUGAUAAUGGUUUCAAGAAUGGGUAUUCCUCAGUGCUGGAAAGUAGGUUGGCUGAAAAGGUACCUGGUUGUGGUCUUAGUGCUGCCCCACACAUUGAGUCAAGGGUGAGAUACUUUAGGACCAAGUAUGGAGCAAUUGAAGUUAUGCUUAAAACAAGUGGGUUUUCUUGGGAUGAGAAUAGGAAAAUGAUCCAGUGUGAAAAGCAAUCAUACGAGGAACAUUGUAAGCUUCACAAUGAGGCCAAGGGCUUGUAUGGUGUGCCGUUCCCUUAUUUUGAUAAGUUGGCUGCAAUUUAUAGCAAAGAUAUAGCUACUGGGGAGGGUGCGGAAGGUUUUGGCGAAGCUAUAACAAAUUUGCAGAAUGAGAUUGUCAUCGAGGAUGAGAUGAGUGAUGAAGAGGAAGAUGACAGAACGUCAAGAGAGACACCUAGACGGUCUGUUGACAGCCAUGUCACCGCUGAUUCUACAAACUCUAAGAACAGAAAGAAAGGUAACGGGUCUCGUAGGUCAGAAUCAACGGAUCCUUUUCUCACCAUGUUUGGAGAUGUAAACAGCCAGCUGAAGAGUGUCACUCAGAAUGUUGGCCAAAUGGCAGCAACAAUGGAACGCGAAGCUAUUGCCCAAGAGAAAGCAAUGGAGGAAGAUCCUAGACUGAAGUUUAAAGAGAAAGCUAUCAAUGAAUUAUCAAGGCUUGGAUUCAAUGGGACUGAAAUCGUGAAUGCUGCCAGCAUAUUUGCCAAAGCUCCAGAAGAAAUGCAUAUGAUGCUUGCACUCCCGCAGAAUCUGAGAAGGGAGUAUGUUAAGAAAACGCUUGAUCUCCCGAUGGACGCCAACAAGGACACGAGGCAGACCAACUAG